Molecule: messenger RNA, 1439 nt
Organism: Ananas comosus (pineapple)
Lineage: Eukaryota; Viridiplantae; Streptophyta; Magnoliopsida; Poales; Bromeliaceae
Product: probable xyloglucan endotransglucosylase/hydrolase protein 27
Exons: 4
Coding region: 205-1227 (340 amino acids)
Biological process (GO): cell wall biogenesis; xyloglucan metabolic process
Cellular component (GO): cell wall; apoplast
Molecular function (GO): hydrolase activity, hydrolyzing O-glycosyl compounds; xyloglucan:xyloglucosyl transferase activity
Source: RefSeq, a predicted model, not a curated record
AAAAGCCCACACCUUUGCUUCUCCUUUCCACUCCCAUUCCCCUCUCUGUCUCUCUCUCUCUCUCUCUCUCUCUCUCUCUCUACGCUCGCCUUUGAAUUAGAAACGCGUAUAGCGAAACCCAAGAUAUCACGAGCUCACAAAGUGAAGAAGCAAUAAAGGGGAAAGGGGAGAGAGAGAGAGAGAGAGAGAGAGAGAGAGAGAUUGAUGGGUUCGUCGCUUCCUUUGUUCCUCUUCCUCAAUCCCCUGUUUCUCUUCUUCUUCUUCUUCUUCUUUUCCUCCUGCAAUGCAUUCGCUUCUCCAUUAGAGAGCGUUCGAGCCCUCUCGUUCGAAGAGGGGUACACGCAAAUCUUCGGGGACAACAAUCUCAGGCUCCUCCGCGACGGGAGGAGCGUUCGCAUUGCCCUCGACGAGAACACUGGUGCGGGUUUCGCCUCACAAGACCUAUACCUUCAUGGGUUCUUUAGCGCUUCGAUCAAACUCCCCUCCGAUUACGCCGCUGGAGUCGUCGUCGCCUUCUAUAUGUCGAAUGGGGAUACGUAUGAGAGAACCCAUGACGAAUUAGACUUCGAGUUCCUGGGAAACGUUAGGGGAAAGGAGUGGAGGCUCCAAACAAAUGUCUAUGGAAAUGGGAGCACCAAAGUUGGAAGAGAGGAAAGAUACGAUUUUUGGUUCGACCCAACUGAGGAUUUCCACCAAUACUCCAUCCUCUGGACCCAUAAUCGCAUCAUAUUUUACAUAGAUAACACUCCAAUUAGAGAGGUUGUGAGGAGUGAGGCCAUGGGAGGGGCCUUCCCCUCCAAACCCAUGUCCCUCUAUGCUACAAUAUGGGAUGGCUCUAGUUGGGCUACUUUAGGCGGGCGCUACAAGGUCAACUAUAAAUACUCUCCGUUCGUUGCGGAAUUCGCCGACCUCGUCCUCCACGGCUGCCCCGUGAACCCACUGGACCACUCAUUGGCGUGCGAAGGGCCGGAAUCGGCCCAAUUCAAUUCAGUUAUGAUAUCGGCUGAUCAGCGCGCCGCAAUGGAGGCCUUUCGAAGGAAUCAUAUGAGCUAUUCUUACUGCCACGACCGCGAAAGAUAUCCGAGCCCUUUACCCGACUGCUCACUCGACGAAGAGUCCACGCACUUUUUCGGGCGAGACGGGCUGAAGUUUGGCGACCGGAGGCACCGUGGUCGAAGGAACCGCAAGCAGCGAAGCCCGGCUAGCCGAAGCGAUGCUUCCAUUUGAGUUUGGUUAACAAUUCUUUCUUGUUUAGAUUGUGAUGUCAUUCAUGUUGUAUAGUAAGGGAGAGGGAGAGGAGUUCAUUGGAGCAUUGUUAGAUUAAUUCGGUUAGAUUUUAUUCCUAGUUUCUCAUAUCUCUGCACUUUAAUUUGUGUUUCUAUUUGUUGGAUCAAUUCAUGCAUAUAUAUAUAUUCAAUCUUUUGUUUGUUUCCUCUUUA